GGCAACUCCAAAAGGGUGGGCGGACCGAGGCGGAAAGUUGAACUGAGGUGAGGGGCCGUGCCGGAGGUGAUUGAGAGUCGCGGAGCUUGAGUGAUUCCAUCUCCCUGAACAGCUACGCGUUCCCGGGAACGGAGACCCGGAUCCGCUUGGCUUGGUGUCCAACCCCUCCGGGAGUUACCCUGUGUAUCGGGGAGGGGCACGACAACAGAGAGGCGAGGUCCGCGCUCCGAACCUGGGCCGCCGCCAUUUUCGGCGUACUGGGAGGUGCUUCCUUAUUAUUACUUUCUUCCGAUCUAAGUUGAGUGGAACUGCAGAUGGAGCAGGCCGACAGUGUUAUUGUAAUAAGUGACACCGAAGGAGACAACGAUGGUGAAAGUUCAGUGUUCAUAAUAGAAAAUUCUCCAGUUUUGGAUACAACCAAAGAUAAAAACAGCGAAAUAGUUGAUGAAGAAUGUGGGCUUGCCAUUACUUACAGCAAAAAGGGCAAUGUUAUGCCGCAUGCAAGAUAUGACUGCGUGGAACAAGAUUUUACGCGAACAGAAAAUGAGGUAUCAGGGCCUACUGGCAACAAUUUAAAUUUCUGUGAACAGUGCUAUUGUUACAUCUGUGAUAAACUUGCUUCUGAGUGCCAAUACUGGAACAUUCCUUCAGCUUGUCAUUGCAAUGCUCACAAUAAGAGUAAAUACUGGAAAGCCCAUCGGGAUGUUGCACUGACAGGUGCACUCUCAAUAUUCAAUUUUAAUCUGGUUGACAUUGACUCAGAGCUUCGACAUGGAGGUGCUUUGUUGCAAAAGUUUUGUUUAGAGCUUGCUUUGGAAUAUAAUAAAUAUUUGAUGGGAAUAACAACCUCAAGGAGCUCCUUGAUUCCAUGCAUUUGUACUUGUCACAGUCAAUUGAAAAUGUUUUGUGAAAUAUGCCGGGUGAACCACGUGGAAAUCCGACUCUACAGUUACACACCGGUGUUUAAUAUGGUGCACAACUUUCUGAAUCAGGCAGAGAAGGAGAAGCCAAAAGCAGCUGCCAUUAUGAUGAUCGGUGUGGCAAAAGAAAUUCUUCUUCAUAAACAGCAUCCACAGGAAGUUUUCAAUAAAAAUGAUCAAACCUCGACUCCUAGCCAGGCUGUACCAAUAUUUAUGCACAGAAUCACCAGUGCGCUGCAGAGAAUGCUUGUAUUGAGUGAUUUCCCUCCUUAUUUAUUUAACAAGUUGAAAACCUUCUAUAAAGCUCUUGCACUUCCUUCUUAUUGCUAUAUCUUUACUAAUUGUCUCAAUGUGCUGUCAUGGGAGGAUCCAUUUCUGACUUCUAUCCUCAGAGGUCAAAAUAUCACUGGGCAACGACAAAAGAAAGGGAAAAAAGAAACAUUAUGGGAGGACUUCCCCGUUGUGCAUGCGCGUGUGGAAAGGAUGGAAGCAAGAGAAGAGUACAGAGAAUUGGUCCGAUACCUACGAGUGAUAAAAUGCAAUGAUACAAUAAAGCUGCGAGCUCUACAAGAUAAAGUUCCAUUCUACUUUUGCAAGUAUGGCGAUUUUAACUCAGCUGCACAAUCAUUUCAUCUAAAUACCAGUCUUUCAUGCUGCAUAGCCUGCCGUUUAACACCUUACCAGUACAAGAUCUACUUAAAAAUUCUCAGGACUGGAACUGUUCCUGCUGGUUGUGAACUUUCAGAUGAACAACGAUGGGUAUUUGUUGAAGGUGGUAAUUUGAUAAAGACUUGUUUACUGCUAAAAUGUUCACUCAGGAUAUUAUUUGUCAAUGAAGUUCUCUACAGAGACGUUUAUUGCUGGAGCAGACUGAUUCAAAUUCACUGCAAUGAUUUUACAAUGGAAAGUGACAUGCCACAAGUGCCACCACCUGAAUUUGUGAAAAACAUUGCUGUUCUUGCUGCAUCAGUUCUUGAAGAUCUGAAGAAUGGAAUAGUGGGCUUGCCAAAGCCAUUUUCCUCAGCGCUCUGUUGGGAAUCUGCAUUGAUUCUGGUAACAGUGGCUGCUGUGCAGAUGUUGCAUAAGAAUAUCUCUAUGAUGAAAAUUGUUCUGCCAUUAAUUGUGGCUUAUGGGAAGAAUUUCUGGGCUCUGAAACUCUUGUUCGACAGCCUAAGCACGAAAGAGGACAUUUUGCAUCAUUUCUGUGCCAUUCUGAGCAACAAUAUUUAUGUACACAGAAGCAUGAUGAUUGACGUGGUUAAAUGUCAUGAUGCCAACUAUGUCUCUGACCUUGUGACCCUCUUUCUGUCCUUUAAACAAACUACUAUCCAAUCUCUGAGCAUUCCUGUGCUUAAUGUUCUUGUGGAGGCAUGGCAUGAAUUCAAAACAAUGGAAUGUCUAUGGAUACAAUCUCUUCACAGUUUUCUACAGGAUAAGGUUGUUCCAGCCAUGGAAAUGGUGAAUACUGCACAAUUUAUUGAAUUACGAAAUAAACUAAACAGGAUACUUUGAAUAUAAGUAUGUCCUGGAAACUAUUCAAGUAAUAAACAAUGGGUUACCAUGGAAAUGCACCUUUUUAUACUAUAAAUGAAAAUUCCUCCAAUGUCGUUACAUAUUUACAUAUUGUGAUGAUUUUUACAGUUAAUCUGCAUCAUCAUAUAACCAUGGAAACAUGGCAUAAAUAGAAAACCUACAAUUUUUACAAAUGAACCACUUUUGAUAUUUUUCAUGUUCAUAACAUAGAAAUAAUAAUAGUGUUCUAUUAAAAAACUGUUUUAAGAUAUCGGCAUCAAGGGUUUCUAUAAGCAAAGCUAAUUUAUCCCUAUUUUGUUUAGUUGCCAUGUUUACAUUGUGCUCCAGAAGUCAAUAGUGUUUGGCAGGAGGUGAUGGGGAAUAAUCAAGGUGUAAUUUAUUAAGAUGAUGGUGUAGGGAGAGGAAGUAGAAUCCAGAGACUGUCUUAUAAAUAUAUUUAUUUUUGAUUUCUAGAGAAGAGACCAUAGAAAGAACAGUGCAAGUGUAAGUUUGUAUCUCAAACGAAGGGAAAAAUAAAUCUGCUAUCCUUAAAAUAGAAAUUAACAUUGUAGUUUAACAAAGACUACCUUUCUACUUUUGCUUAUUUGUGUAAUUUUUGUUUCUUAUUCUUGUGAGGGUUAGUUGCACAAAAUGCAGCUGUCCUUGUACCACUCUCCAUCACAAAUGAGAUUUUUUUUAAAAAAAGAUGGCAAACUCAAUCUCCAAGUAAUAAUUAAUAAGUCAGACUCAAAAUGCACGUUACUUACCAAAAGCGCCAUUGAUGCCAGAUGGAAUUGCAUAAGUGCUCAAUAGAAUAGACUCCUAAUUGUCCCAAUUAAAAAGAAUUAAGUGUUGCUGUUAUACAGACCUGUACUUGAAGGAUUGUCUCCAAAUACAUUUCUGACACUGUAGAAAACAAAAUCUUUGUUAAUGACAAAGUAAAUCAAACUUGGGUAAAACUUAAUGGAUAUUCUUAAUUAUUGAUGUUCGGCUAUGCCCAGCUCUUUUUCUGAUCUAAAACAACUCUUAAUCCAAUCCCAACUCUUAAGUACAGUAAGAGUGCAAUAAGAGUGUUCUCUUAUUGGAGAUAUUUAAUAAUGGCCACUGCCUACUCUAGAGUAAACAUCAGAUAAUUGGGGGUUAUUAGUGACCUGCCAUGUUAUAUCCCUUAAACAGUAUCAGCAAAACAGGUUAUCUGCUUAUUAAUUCAUUGAUGUUUGUGUGAACUUGCUGUCCUUAAAUUGAUUGCCAUAUUGUCUUCGUUACAACAAAAGUUAUACAACAAAACAUUACUAAUUGUAAAAUUAUUUUGGCACAUCAUAAUUGAUGUGAAAGUCCUGUAUAAAUCCAAGCCUUAUUUAUUCAACAUCUUUUGUUUCAUUGUGUUUGACAUUUUGUUGUGUGGAAAUAACAAAUUAUUGUGGUAGAUUUGUUAUUUCUUUAGAUGAAAGUAAAUGUUCAUUAAAUAAAUUUGUACUUGCUGGAAUUAUAAUACAGAAUUCUCUAGUAAUUAAAAUAUUUUUAUGCUACAAAUUCAAGUUUAAUUAUCAUUCAGCUGAACAAUACAGCAUUCCUUUGGGGCCAAGGUGCCAAUCAUAGUCACACAAAAAAAAACAUAUACAUAGCCCAAGUACCUGAGGGACAUGUCCCACAGAUUGAUGGUGCAGUUCCCAGUGGUGCACUAACAAACGCACGAAAUCCAGACUGUCAUUCCAGCGACCGAGCACCUGGAGGGCAGCACCAAUGCAAGAAGCCAGCCUCCAACCAAGUGUGGACGCCACGCUACACAGCCUCUGGCAUCUCCCCUCCUGGACUGCAUCAACAGGCAAGCCUGUGGCUUGAGACCUUGUCCUUACUACAGCUGGGGCCACGCAGUUCCCCCACUGUCUGUCACACCACCAACAAGGGAAACAGGCCUUGCAGCAUCUUAUUAUCAAUAUCCAAUCGACUCCUGCAAUCACGAGAGAAAUGUCCAAGACAAUCAGCCACCGUUACACUGUACACAAGGUUUCUGCAGCAACUUGUUGCAGGCAGUAACAUGAUCUGCAGCCAGUCCAGCACCUCUGCCAACAAGCAGCUCACUGAUGGGGUAGAUCUGCAGUAUCUGAUGUCUUUGGAGUCCAGCAUUAUCUUGUGAUCAUUAAGAAAAAGAUAAUUAACAAAGAAAAAAACACCUUUGGUUGGCCCCUGAGAGGCUGCUGCAUCCAAACAUUCCACCAUCUUACCGGAAAUAAUGCCUCUUUUGCUGAAUGAUAAUUGUACUGCUAUAGCAACACUUUUGUACUGUGGUUUGCUUCUGUAUUUCCAGCUUUCCAUCUAGUACUUCUUAACAAACCUAUUUCCAUUAACGUAAUUUGAUGAUCUACUAUCUGAAAACAAAGUACUGAGACUUCCAUGAAUCAUUUUAUGGAAGUUUUGUACAUGGAGCAUAGUGCAAGUUUUUGAAUGCAUUUCAUUUGUAUAUUUGUUUGAGCUUGUGUUCAAUAUCAUUUCGUAAAUAAGGAAUUUUAUGUGAUGCAAAUUCUUCUAAAAAAGAGUGAAAUUUUUAAUCUCUAGGAAAUAUCUUUUUAAGGUCAUUUGAAUCUUGUAAAUUCUACUGUAUUUUUACAUAACGUGAAAAUUUUGUAGUUUCUGGCAUACAGGUUUGUGAAAUGUGAAGCAACUGCUCUUUGGGCUUUAUACUUUUUUUUGACAUUACUGUAGCAAAAGCACAAGCCUGUUUGCAAUGAAAAAAAAAUUUGAUGUCAAAAAAGUUUAACUCAAAGUUAAAAUGUUUGCAACUAAUAUCAAUGUACUUACUUCCAAUUUUUUUUAAAGAAAGUCUUGUAUAUUCUUCUAGAGGUUGUGUAUCGUUCAUGUUUUUUUUAUAAUCACUUAAAUAAAUCUUUAAAUUCAG
Messenger RNA from Hypanus sabinus (Atlantic stingray), 5328 nucleotides. RefSeq lists its product as uncharacterized. NCBI's taxonomy places the organism in Eukaryota, Metazoa, Chordata, Chondrichthyes, Myliobatiformes, Dasyatidae. The record is from RefSeq and is a predicted model, not a curated record. The transcript is spliced from 20 exons. Bases 315 to 2432 code for a protein of 705 amino acids.